Molecule: messenger RNA, 2642 nt
Organism: Macadamia integrifolia
Lineage: Eukaryota; Viridiplantae; Streptophyta; Magnoliopsida; Proteales; Proteaceae
Product: endoglucanase 24-like
Exons: 6
Coding region: 87-1856 (589 amino acids)
Biological process (GO): carbohydrate metabolic process
Molecular function (GO): hydrolase activity, hydrolyzing O-glycosyl compounds
Source: RefSeq, a predicted model, not a curated record
UUUCGAUCGUGGACGAAAUUUCUUUCGAGAGAGAGAGAGAGAGAGAGAGAGAGGUAACAUUGUUUUUGUUUAGUUGCAGAGAUCAUAUGGGAGCUGAUUCGAAGUCAGAGUCGAAGGGAUGCUGCGGCUGGUUCAUUGUGUUGUUGGUUGUAGUUGUCGCUGCUGCAGCUUUGGUUUACACUAUAAGGGAGAGAUCUCUUUACUCGAAGGUAGGAGCUGCCCCCAUUUCUGGCACUUCUGGAAGCAUUAACCCCGUUCCUGGGCCUCCCGGAAGCAUUGAUCCCAUUCCUAGCUCUCCCGGCGCCAUUUCUCCCGUUCCUGGGCCUCCCGGACGCAUUGAUCCCAUUCCUAGCUCUCCUGGCGCUAUUUCUCCCGUUCCUGGGUCUCCCGGAGCCACUGCCCCAGUUCCUGGGUUUACCGGAGCCAUUGCGCAGAAAUACGCUGACGCCCUUAUAGUCUCUAUGCAAUUUUUCGAUGUACAAAAAUCUGGUAUGCUGGUUAAUAACAAGAUAUCUUGGAGAGGGGAUUCGGCUCUAUAUGAUGGGAGAGAAGCAGGUCUUGAUCUAUCAAAAGGAAUGUAUGAUGCUGGUGAUCAUAUGAAAUUUGGUUUUCCUAUGGCUUUCACUGCAACUAUGUUGUCAUGGGCCAUCCUUGAAUAUGGAGAUCAUAUGAGCACAGUCAAGCAGCUGGAACCUGCUCAAGAGUCACUUAAAUGGAUAACUGAUUACCUGAUCAAUGCCCAUCCUUCUGAUAAUGUUCUUUAUAUUCAGGUUGGUGAUCCUGGUAAAGAUCAUACGUGUUGGGAGAGACCUGAAACCAUGUCUGAGGAGAGGCCUCUAACACAGGUGAAUACAUCUUCUCCAGGGACAGACGUUGCAGCAGAAACUGCAGCUGCUAUGGCAGCAGCUUCUCUGGUGUUCAAGACUACUAACUCCACAUACUCAGGGUUACUUCUUACGCAUGCCGAACAACUAUUCACUUUUGCAGAUACUUACAAAGCAUAUUAUAGUGACAGUAUCCCUCAAGUACAGACAUACUACAAAUCUACAGGAUAUGAAGAUGAGCUCCUUUGGGCUGCUAGCUGGCUCUAUCAUGCCACUGGGGACAAGUCAUACCUCGAUUACGUCACUGUACAACAUGGAAAUGACUUCGCGGGUUGGGGAAAUCCAACAUGGUUUAGCUGGGAUAACAAGCUUGCAGGAACGCAGGUUCUUUUGUCCAGGUUAAACUUAUUUGGUGCAAAAGGGGCCUCAGAUGCAGAGAACAAUGGUCUCCUGAUGUACCGGAAAGCAGCUGAGGCUGUUAUGUGUGGUCUCCUGCCAAAUUCCCCAUCAGCCACAGGAAGCAGAACAAAUGGUGGUCUCAUAUGGGUCAGUGAAUGGGAUUCUCUGCAGCAUUCUGUUGCUUCUGCAUUCCUAGCGGUUCUUUACAGUGAUUACAUGCUCACAUCCCAGACUGCAACUCUCAAUUGUGGUGGGUAUUUCUUCUACCAAGAAGACCUCCGGAAAUUUGCCAUGUCCCAGGCUGAUUAUGUAUUAGGCAACAAUCCAAUGAGAAUGAGCUAUCUUGUUGGGUAUGGAAGUAAUUAUCCUCAAUAUGUACAUCACAGGGGAGCUUCAAUUCCAGCAGAUGCAAAUCCUGGCUGCAAAGAUGGCUUCCAGUGGCUUUCCAACACUAAUCCCAAUCCAAAUGUUGCUGUUGGAGCACUUGUGGGUGGACCCUUCCGUAAUGAGACCUAUAUCGAUUCUCGGAACAACUCUAUGCAAGGGGAACCAAGUACUUACAACACUGCUUCUGUCGUUGGCCUCCUCUCUGGUUUGGUCACCACCACCUCUGUCGUCUCAUCUUUCACGUAAAUCCGACCACUUAGCCAUGGCCCCAGUUUUGAUGACAAAUAAAACUAUAUUAAGAUAAAAGAGCAAUAACAUCAUCACAUGAAAGAGUAGCAGUGAGCUUGUGUGCAAGCUUUACUAGCUAGACAGACCAUGUGGUAAUCCUUUUCUUGCCCAUCUCCCAAAUUAAGGAAAUUGUUUCGAGAGUUAUGCAAUGCUGCAAAGAUUUUCCAUGGCCAUGGAUCUGGUAUGUUCCUGCUAAGUAUUUGUAGUACCAACUGAGCAUCUGACCAUAUCUCUACAUGCUUCGUUCUCAUCAAUGGCACUGCUCCACCAAGUACCCAUCAGAUAGCUCUUGCUUCUGCAUCUUGGGCUGUUGCUGGCUUAAGUGUAUGAUGUGGACUAGAAGCUGCUGGGCAGUUCUGUAUGGAUUGACAAGGAAAACUACUCAUGCAACAGCUACAGUUCCCCUGGGUUUGCAACUGUCGUCCUCUGUGGAGCCAUGUCCUCUCUAAAUGAGGUUACAAGGAGUGUUUGGAUUUGCAUAUAGGAAGGUUUGAAGAGGUGGGUUUUGUGGGAAGUUCUAAGGUUCUUGCACUACGCUGGGAAGCAAAGGAGAUGCCUUAGCCUCAAGUUGUAUUAUAUCUUAGGGGGCCUUAUGUAUCUUUUGAGAAAGGAUCAGCUGUUCCUACACGAUCACCUAAACGCUAACACCUGUCCAUUUUGCUUCUAAAUAUAUCCUUCUUUACCCUUGUAAUGGCAGAAUGGCAGAAAGUGGGACAGAUAGUGGAUGCUGAUUUGUACGAUCAG